UAAUUGUCCCAACCUUCAUAUAAACCUCUUAACGCCGCACAUUUUUCUUCGGGUUUUUACUUUAAGCAAAGAGCAAUCGCCUCAAUUCUUCGAAAUCCAAAACAGAAAACGAUGGCGGAGAGAGCUCCGGUCGAGUCUGUGCAAUGCUUCGGCCGCAAGAAGACAGCGGUGGCCGUAACUUACUGCAAGAGAGGCCGUGGUCUGAUAAAGAUCAAUGGCUGUCCCAUCGAGCUCGUUGAGCCCGAGAUUCUCCGUUUCAAGGCUGUCGAGCCAAUCCUCCUCCUUGGCCGCCAACGUUUCGCUGGCGUUGACAUGAGGAUCCGAGUCAAAGGCGGAGGUCACACUUCUCAGAUCUAUGCUAUCCGUCAAAGCAUUGCUAAAGCUCUGGUCGCUUUUUACCAGAAGUACGUCGAUGAGCAAAGCAAGAAGGAGAUUAAGGAUAUUUUGGUCAGGUACGAUAGGACUUUGCUGGUGGCUGAUCCGAGGAGGUGCGAGCCCAAGAAAUUCGGUGGAAGAGGUGCUAGGGCAAGGUUCCAAAAGAGUUACCGUUGAAGAAAUUUUCUGGUCAUAUGUUAUUGAUUGAUUUAGGGUUCAGUAGUACGGAUUCCCACAGCGCCAUGGGAGUUACUCCUAUCUAUCAUGCUGCCAAAUGGAUCCUUGGUUAGGAAAAUGGCACCAGUUAAGCCCUUAAGAGUAAUAUUUAUUACAUUUUUGUUUUAUAUGUAAACAUUUAGUAUUAUACAAAUAUAUGAGAUUUUGAAGAAUGAAGAGAUGUGCUCAAGCCGAGUAU
This is a messenger RNA of Durio zibethinus, 790 nucleotides long. Its product is annotated as small ribosomal subunit protein uS9. Gene Ontology annotation, cellular component: cytosolic small ribosomal subunit; ribosome. Gene Ontology annotation, molecular function: structural constituent of ribosome; RNA binding. NCBI's taxonomy places the organism in Eukaryota, Viridiplantae, Streptophyta, Magnoliopsida, Malvales, Malvaceae. Gene Ontology annotation, biological process: maturation of SSU-rRNA from tricistronic rRNA transcript (SSU-rRNA, 5.8S rRNA, LSU-rRNA); translation. The record is from RefSeq and is a predicted model, not a curated record.